AUGGAUACAACCACUCAAUUUCUGCGAACUUUCUAUUCGCAGAAGUUUGCCUCGUUUGAGGAAUUCCAAUCUAAGUUAAAGGAUUUUGAAAGGCUUACUGGUUCGGUGUACAUUAUAAAAAGUUCGAAGAAGUUACCGGAGACUACUGCUGACCGCGACCGUCUCGUGUACAGUUCUCUGCAAUACUCGGCGAAGAUCGACUCUAGAGUAAGGAGUCUUCAGGUGCAAGAACCAGGAAAGGAAGACAUCGUUAUAAGCGAGGAUAUACAGGUAGUCCUAGAUGAUAUCGUUGACCAACUCCCCGCCCAUAAUACUUCAGAGGAAAGCCCGAAAAGUUCGUCCCCGAAUAAAAGUCCCAAGUCGUCGGAGCCACCUAGAACAACCCAUGUUGAACGCAAGGCCGCAGCGCGAGAUCGGCUUGCUGCCCGCACCAAGAAAGCAAGAGGGCUCAAGUUGGCUCCAUGUCUGCGUCGUUUAGCUGAACUAGCUUCCUCUGGAUCUGUAAAGGAUUUUCACAAACACCUUGGUGAACUGGAGGCAUUAGUAAGCAUCUGGAGGCGUGGAGGCGUUUCUUCACUUGCUUCGGAAAGUCCGGAGGCCGCCGUAUCGGAGGUAGGCGGUGUCUCUCUGUCCUCCAUUUCCGACAAUUCCACUGGAGAAGUUUCUGGGCCCGCAAAGGGUCCUAGCACGCCCGGUAAUCAGACAAUAGUAGGGUACGUGCUGCAACCCAUUCAUUCUGUUGGAGCUCAGGGUUCUUUUGUUUCUCCAACUGUUCUUCCUUCAAACUUUAUCCCCAUUGCGCCAAAAGGUCCCGUUCCAGAGGUAAUUCAACCGUUUCAACAUAUACUGCCGCCCCAACCAAAGUCGGUCCGACCGCCAAUGCCUGUGUGUAAGCCGAAGCCCCUCAAGCCCAAAAUAAAACAAGAUAAAUCAAAGUCACCCUUAAAAGAUAAUCAGAAUGUCUCCGAUCCUUCGGCACCUUACCUUCAACCAUUUGAAAGUAAUGAGAGUCCUCGACCGUGGACUUCGAUGAUCAUGGAAGGGGAUUCUUGUCCGUAUUUUCUGUAUAUAGAGGACGCUAAUUUCUACUAUUCCGCCGUGGAGGAUGCAUGGCUCCCAGUAGAUCAGCAAACCGCGGCGGUGGAAAGUUAA
Dibothriocephalus latus is the source of this 1152-nucleotide messenger RNA. The record is from the annotation of a GenBank genome assembly. NCBI's taxonomy places the organism in Eukaryota, Metazoa, Platyhelminthes, Cestoda, Diphyllobothriidea, Diphyllobothriidae.